Molecule: messenger RNA, 955 nt
Organism: Caenorhabditis elegans
Lineage: Eukaryota; Metazoa; Nematoda; Chromadorea; Rhabditida; Rhabditidae
Gene: AH9.3
Exons: 3
Coding region: 6-770 (254 amino acids)
Source: RefSeq, marked reviewed
GUAAUAUGUCGUCACCAACUCCAAAACAUGAACCACAAGAGAAUGACAGUUCUCUUCCGGAUGAAUCGAUGGAAGUAGAUGGACCGGAAGACUUAUCCGUGAAGAAAGAAGUCCAGGAAGCAGUAAAAACGGAAGAAGCUGGUAGUUCACCAAAAGCGACAACUACAACUGACGGCGAGGUUCCUGAGAAAGAUUCCGCCGAUGAGAAUGCCGAGAAAAAUCAAGUUGACUCAAUGGAAAACCCUAAAACUGAAGAAGGCAUUGUGACUGCUGAUGAGAAAGUUGACAGUUCUGAUGAUAACAAAAAUGCUCAAAAAACGGAUGGAGAGAAGUCACAGGUUGCUGAAGAUGUGGCGGAUGCAGAGGUGACUGAGAAAAUUGGGUCUGGAGUAAAUGAUGAACUGGAAAACGUCGAAGAGGCUGAAAAGGAAGUGAAAAAGGAAGGUGAUGACGAGGAAAGUGGAGCUCAAGAUCCUGCUGUGAUUCAGUUGAGAAAAGAAAUUGCGGCAGCCAUCAACACUUACCAAAAACAGUUUGACGAUCUCAAUCUUACUCAGCGAAUCGCCCAACCAGGUAUCUCGGAAUACACGCAAAUGGUUAUCACAAAAAAGUUGAACGCCAGUACAGCUCAUAUUGAUGGUUAUAAAGGGAAAAUUGCAAUGGCCAACACUGUCGAGCAGCUACAGAAUCUGUUGACAGAAAUCAACCAGCAAAUCCGUCGUGCCCGUCAAUCCGCAGAAAUCAAUGCAAUGCUAGGACCCCCAUUUUGAAAUAUUCCAUGUGAUAGAUCUCAAUUUUGUUUUGAACACGUUUUUUAAAAAAUGUUUCUGAAAAUGUUCCCGAUUAUUCUUUCUUCAAGCGUGAACGAUUUUUGUUUACGUACCCCAAUGACCGUUUUGUAUUUACAACAUUUUUUGAACUUUAUCAAUUUUGACUUUGCAAUAAAAUCUUAUGU